AUGUUUUACAAUGCAGUAGCGUUUGUGCUUUUGGCGAUAGCUGUAGGACAGCGGGUGCAGGCAGCUAGAAUCUUGUCAAUAUUUGGUCAUCAAGGACCUUCGCAAUAUGUUUUCAUCGAACCCCUGCUCGAACAGUUGGCUGAGCGUGGACAUUACGUUACAUCCAUAACCAACUUCGAACAAAAUGUAAAACACGGAAAUUUGCGCUCCAUUGUAGUAAGUGAGAAUAAGUAUUUGUAUGAAGCAUUGCAACAUGCCACCAAUAAACCUUUUGACAAGGAAAAUUUUGAUACCAAUGGGAAAAUUUUUACCAAUGGCUAUGAAAUCGCCACCAAUAUUCUGAAGAAUUCAAUGAUCCGCCACAUAAUGCAGAAUGAGAGAUUCGAUGUAAUUCUCUUGGAUUUCAUAUUUUGUGAAUCACUUUAUGGACUGGUGCAACAUUUUGAUGCACCAGUUGUGGGUGUCUCAACAAUUGGUUCCACCGUCUCCAUUGAUGGAUUAAUGGGCAAUUCUGCACCACUUUCUUAUGUGGCAAAUUUGGCCAUGGCCCAUCGCUACGAUGAAAACAUGACAUUUUGGCAAAGAUGUUUACACAUUGGGCUUUGUUUUAGUCUCAAUAUAUUAUCAUUGUGAAUAUAUGCCAAUGA
Musca domestica (house fly) is the source of this 647-nucleotide messenger RNA. RefSeq names its product UDP-glycosyltransferase UGT4. NCBI's taxonomy places the organism in Eukaryota, Metazoa, Arthropoda, Insecta, Diptera, Muscidae. The record is from RefSeq and is a predicted model, not a curated record. The transcript is spliced from 2 exons. The coding region runs from base 1 to 633 and encodes 210 amino acids.